Molecule: messenger RNA, 1659 nt
Organism: Neoarthrinium moseri
Lineage: Eukaryota; Fungi; Ascomycota; Sordariomycetes; Amphisphaeriales; Apiosporaceae
Exons: 3
Coding region: 1-1659 (552 amino acids)
Biological process (GO): regulation of transcription by RNA polymerase II
Cellular component (GO): nucleus
Molecular function (GO): DNA-binding transcription factor activity, RNA polymerase II-specific; RNA polymerase II cis-regulatory region sequence-specific DNA binding
Source: RefSeq, a predicted model, not a curated record
AUGGCCGCCCCGGCUGAUCACGGUGAUCCAAGCUUCGGGUAUCAAGGUCUGGCCUCUCCCACCUCGGCGGGAAAAUUCGACGCUCCCGGGCCCGGGAAUCACGAACAUGACCCUGCCUUUGGGCACGACUUCUUCCACUCGGACUUCUUCGAUGCCGUCGAGCCCUCGACGCUGCAAGUAGCUCAUACCUCGCACGACGACUCUUGCGUCGAUGCCUGCCCCGGAGUGUACAAUGCCCAGGGCCUACCCCGGGGCUCGUACCCGGCCGCGACGUUCGCUCGUCCGCGGCUGGCAACCUCAUCAUGCUCCUAUCCGUAUGCUCUGGAGAGUCCCGUCUUUCCGUCCUCUUCCUCACAGACCUACGACGCAGCAUACUCCUUCCUUGCGUCCGACUUGGACGUCAAGUACCCCCUGAACCUCGGGGGAAGAUAUAUCCAUCACACAUUGAACAAUAACCAGCAGUUCUCGACGCCGCCCAUCAACAACGCAGCGUUCUGCAACGUACCGCGCUGUCCAGUGCAGGACGACUGCGUGUCAACAAGUUGCAGCCAACCCGCUUGCUCCGACCAGUGCUGUUCGACGGCUUGCGAAGAUGAAAGCUGUGAGCAACUGGGCACGGCAUGCCACGACCUCGAGUGCCUGAGCGGCGACAUGUCGGAAGCAGCAUUCGACUACUCGACAUACUUCCACCACGACUGGAACUUCGGCUCACACGCCGGUCAUGCGCUUGUGCCGCACGAUCAACCUUGCAACCAUACAAGUACAGAGCAUGAUGCGGCAUUUACCCUGCAGGACCUUAAGGCAGUUCCCGGAUCAGCAACCCAGCAUCAGCAGCAUGCAUUCAUCAACGCCUUCAACUGCCCCAUAUACAAUGCGGAAGCCGAUGCAGUACCGUCAACGAUGGAGACGCCGGCUCUAACCGCCGACACAAAUGUUCCCAGUCCCAUGUCGACGAGGCCAAGCAUAGCAGUUGCUGGGUCCCAGGAGGUUUCCGACUUGCAUACAUGUAGAUGGCAAGUAAAAGGCCAGGGCAUCUGUGGUCAGACCUUUAACAGCAACGAAGAGCUACACGACCAUCUCGGCAAAGACCAUGUGGGCCAGAUGUCAAGCAAGACGAAGUACUUAUGCCUGUGGGAAGGUUGCUCACGAAAAGACGACCAGAUAUUUGCGUCAAGAAAUAAGCUUCGGCGCCAUAUAUCAACCCACACAUCUUUUAAACCCUUCAAGUGUGAACAUUGUCAAGAAAGGUUCUCAGCGCAGCAAGCAUUAGACCAGCACAUUCGGACACAUACUGGAGAAAAACCAUACAAAUGUGACGUCGCGGGCUGCGAGAAGGCUUUCAAACAAAAAAGUGCCCUGACAAUGCACAAACGUACCCAUACGGGCGAAAAGCCUCUGAAGUGUGAUAUCUGCGGCAAGUGCUUCUGCGAAUCGUCGAAUCUUUCCAAGCACCGCAAAAUCCACGCUGCCGAGUACAAAUACUCGUGUAAGAUCUGUCAGCGAUCCUUUAUCCGCGUGGAUCAACUCCGCCGGCACAUGACGAAGCACGAUCGUGACAAGAGCAAGGGCAAGAGCCUGUUGCCCAGUGACACCCUGGCGCAGCUCGAGGACACCGUCGACGUUCUGCCGGUCGUGGACGAGAAUUUUGUUGUUGCUUGA